CUCCGGUUUGGUUUGGUUGUACGGGGAUGCUGGAGUGAAGAACGAGAAGGAGAAACAUCAGAUGAGCCUCAGCCAAUCCGAACGCUCGCUUUAAGGCAUCGAACUAUCUAGCCAAUCAGAGCGCAGUAUUUCAGGCGUUCCCAUCAACCGGCAGCUGUUUGCGCUUCACGAGUGUUUGUGCUCCUCAGAUCAGACUCCGAGACUCGGCCUCUUUCACUCCGCGGGUCACCGUGCGCUCAGUCCGCAGCAUCAGUCCGUGCUCAUCAUGCCUGACAGGGACAUCAAAUCUCCAAUCUGGCACCCGGAGCCGGAGACAGUGGAGGACGUGUUUGAUCACACGUAUAAAGAGAAAGCAGGGCCCAAGCCUCCCUCCGUCAUAGUGUGGAGAAAUGUCUUUCUCAUGAGUUUCCUGCACGUCGGAGCUCUGUAUGGACUCUUCCUGUUUCCAUCCGCCAGUGUUCUCACGUGGAUCUGGUUUUUUGCGUGUUUGUUGUUCAGUGCUCUGGGCAUCACCGCCGGCGCUCACAGACUCUGGAGUCACAGAUCAUAUAAAGCAUCAUUACCUCUCCGGAUCUUUCUCGCCUUCGCAAACUCUAUGGCCUUCCAGAAUGACAUCUACGAAUGGUCUCGAGAUCACCGCGUUCACCACAAAUACUCCGAGACGGAUGCCGACCCUCACAACGCUGUGCGAGGCUUUUUCUUCUCUCACAUCGGCUGGCUGCUGGUCCGCAAGCAUCCGGACGUCAUUGAGAAGGGACGCAAGCUGGAGCUCAGCGACCUGAAGGCUGAUAAAGUGGUCAUGUUCCAGAGGAGGUUCUACAAGUCGUCUGUGCUGCUGAUGUGCUUCUCCGUGCCGACACUCGUGCCGUGGUUGGUGUGGGGCGAGUCUCUGUGGGUGGCGUAUUUCGUCCCUGCUCUCCUCAGAUACGCGCUUGUGCUCAACGCCACCUGGCUGGUUAACAGCGCCGCGCACAUGUGGGGUAACCGGCCCUACGACGGCAGCAUCAACCCCCGGGAGAACAGAUUCGUGGCCUUCAGCGCUAUAGGUGAAGGCUUUCAUAACUACCACCACACGUUUCCCUUCGACUACGCCACCAGCGAGUUCGGCUGCAAACUCAACCUGACCACCUGCUUCAUUGACUUCAUGUGUUUCCUGGGUCUGGCCCGAGAGCCCAAGCUGGUGUCCAGAGAGGCCGUGCUGGCUCGAGCUCAGCGCACCGGAGACGGCAGCCACCGGAGCGGCUAACGAGCGCCGUCCGUCCUAACGAACUGCACACCUGAAAACAGAAGGACGUCUGCUCUUCCGGCGCUGCUUCAUGUCAGAUGACAAAUGUUGUGUUUCCCAGUCUAGCCUGUGAAGCUUUAAUACGGGGAUCUGACCUGUUUGUGUAGCGCUUAUUCCGAUCUUCUUCCUCUUCUCGACAGCAGAUGUAGAUAUUUUUGAGUCCAGUCUUGUAGCUGAUUUGCCAGUUUACUCAAACCCUGUUGCCCUCCCGGCCCUUUUUGUGCGCAUCUUACCAAAUCUAGCUGUGCAGUUUGGUAGAAAUGAACUAAGAUGCACAUCUAUUUAAUAUUCAACAGAUGCACCGUACUGCAUCUGGACUAAAUAGAGAUCAGAUGCAGACGUAGUUCAUAAUUUAAUAUUGCCAAUCUAUUUUGUUGCCAUACUUGCACAAAUGGUUCAAUUGCGUGAAUUCCAAGGAAUCUGUAUUGAUGAUUCGUGAUUAUAUUUUUUGACCACAGCACAAAUACGACAGACGUUACCGCCGAUUGAGAUCAAUUUAAUGUCUAAUCUGUAAACGCACUUAUUUGAGUAACAUUGACUUACAAUUAACAGUAAUUUCGAGGUCAC
This is a messenger RNA of Sinocyclocheilus anshuiensis, 1852 nucleotides long. RefSeq names its product acyl-CoA desaturase-like. NCBI's taxonomy places the organism in Eukaryota, Metazoa, Chordata, Actinopteri, Cypriniformes, Cyprinidae. Bases 266 to 1246 code for a protein of 326 amino acids. The record is from RefSeq and is a predicted model, not a curated record. Gene Ontology annotation, molecular function: palmitoyl-CoA 9-desaturase activity; iron ion binding; stearoyl-CoA 9-desaturase activity. Gene Ontology annotation, cellular component: endoplasmic reticulum membrane. The transcript is spliced from 6 exons. Gene Ontology annotation, biological process: unsaturated fatty acid biosynthetic process; monounsaturated fatty acid biosynthetic process; response to fatty acid.